Molecule: messenger RNA, 753 nt
Organism: Aphidius gifuensis
Lineage: Eukaryota; Metazoa; Arthropoda; Insecta; Hymenoptera; Braconidae
Gene: Bka
Product: rRNA-processing protein FCF1 homolog
Exons: 4
Coding region: 150-749 (199 amino acids)
Cellular component (GO): nucleolus; small-subunit processome
Source: RefSeq, a predicted model, not a curated record
UUUUCAUGUCAAGGCUUGUCUUCAAGUCAAUAUAAAAUCUAACCUCUACUAGCCUUCCAUUUUACAACAACAGCGUGUUAAACAAAACUUUGAUCAUCUCCAAUUAAAAAUAAUAAAUAAACAAAUAGAUCAAAUAACAAUUAACAAAAAUGGGUAAAAAUAAAAAAACCAGGAAAAUUGUCACUCAAAGAUUUGCUCAAAUGAAAAAAAUGAUAAGUCCAACAGAUGCAAGAAUUAAAAAUGCAGUUCAAAAAAAGAAAAAACCAGAUGAAUCUGAAUUAAUAACAAAACGAGUAGCACAACAAUCAUCAGCAUUAUUUUUUCAAUAUAAUACACAAUUAGGACCACCAUAUCACGUUUUAAUUGAUACAAAUUUCAUAAAUUUUUCAAUAAAAAAUAAAUUGGACAUUGUUGAAAAUAUGAUGGAGUGUCUAUUUGCAAAGUGUAUACCAUACAUAACUGAUUGUGUACUUGGUGAAUUAGAGAAGCUAGGACAGAAAUAUAAAAUUGCAUUGAAAAUAAUAAAAGAUCCAAGAUUUGAACGUCUUCAUUGUCUGCACAAAGGUACUUAUGCUGAUGAUUGUCUUGUUGAUCGUGUUACACAACACAAGUGUUACAUUGUUGCAACAAAUGACAAAGAUUUAAAGAGAAGAAUUAGAAAAAUUCCAGGUGUACCAAUAAUGUUUGUAGCUCAGCAUCGUUAUUCAAUUGAAAGAAUGCCUGAUGCAUAUGGUGCACCAAAGGAUUAACUCA